AUGGCCGACCUCCCGGCUAGCUCGCCCGACCUGUUCGCCAGCCUGGAUGGAGGCCUGGACGCUUUUGAUAUGGGGGAUGGGGCACUCGGAGAUAGCAGCAUUGUAGACUCCUCGGGCCCCGCUGCUACUUCUGCCAAUGCCGCUGCGUCCAUCGUAGCCGAGACUCCCAUUUCCGCUGCAGAUGCUGGUGGAAGGAGUGGGACUUUAUCGAAUUCUCCCCCGGAUGUCACCGCCCCCUCCCAGCAGCAGCAGCAACCGGACCUUUUUAGCCCGGUCACGGCUUCGCAAUGGGCCUUUCAGGACACCCCCCCGUAUGAGUCCCCCAUCAGCGACGGGAACUCAUUCGGUAUCGCACCCCAGCAGACCUGGGAUCUUCCGCUCAACCUUGGUCAACUGCCGCAACAGUCAUUCUACCUCCAAUCAACUACCGCACCCGCCCACGACCCGACUUCUGCGUCCGCGCCUGCCGUAGACAAUUUGCCGCUGGCCUCGGCAUUUGCCCCGAACUUGCAACCUCGCCAGCCCGAACCUCUACGAACCAUUGAAAAUACGCUCACACCAGCACAGCGCGAGCGGCUCAAAACAAUCGCCAUGCCUCCUCACCUUCAGUACCGCUCGCCCCAAAGCGGUGCCGGCAGCCCCGACUCCGCGUCAAGCGGCCAUGACAAGGGUAGCCUCUCAUCACCGGACGGCGCCGGCCAGUCCAAAGGCUACGGUCGGAAACGCAAGUCGUCAGCUGAGGUUGACGAAGAUGAUGAUGAUGACGAUCUUGAGCAACCCGUCAAGAGGACAGCGCAUAAUAUGAUUGAAAAGCGAGCGCCCGGGGACGAAGACACCACCGAGGAUCGGGAGGAACUACACGGCUUGACGCCUGCUCAUAAGCUCAACAAGGCGACGAUCCUUAGCAAAGCCACCGAGUACAUCAGACAUCUCGAGAAACGAAAUAACCGCUUGUUCGAGGAAAACAACACUAUGCAUGAGAGGAUAUCAGCCUUUGAGAAGCUGUUCAUGGCCGGCGCCCUGACCAGCGGGUUACCAAAUCCACUGCAGCAACCGCCUACCCCGAUACAAUAUGCCCAAGAUGCGGGCAACUUUUUAAACACGCCAAUGGCGACACCUCAGUCAUCGGAUCCCCCGGGGAUGAUCCCCAUUCCGGACAAUAUGAAACGAAUCUUAGCAGCACAACAUUUGAACGCAGGUCGUCCAUAUCCAGUCCCCUCCGCAGCAAUUUGCUCAUGGUGGGUUCUUCUCGCCGGUUUGAUGCUGGUGUGCGUGGUCCUCAUCGAUGACACCGAUGACACCGGGUAUACCGAUGCACGGGGCCUCAAUUUCCUGGUGAAACAGCUCGGGCCUUUUCUCCGGGCUCCCAUCUUUACUGUCGGGGGCUUCGACGCUUCGAUUGUGGUCAUGCUUGCCAAGCUGAACCAGCUUUUCUUUUUAGGCGCCUUCCUGUGGGCAGCCUUCUCGUCGUUCUUUGACUUGUCGGUCUUCCGGCCUUCCAAAAAGUCGACGAGCACCGCGGCGGAUGUUAAAGCGGUGCCAUCUCUCGCCUCGCCCAUUCACGUUAGGAGACAGGCCUGGCUCACCGCUAUCCAGACCGUUUGGGUUCCGAGGCAUAACUUCUUUCUCGAAGCUGCCGCCCUUCUGGUCAAGACGAUGAAGUAUACUUUGAGGAAUGUGGUUGGUUCUCACGGUUACCUCGCGCUCACUGGAUUAAGCGCAGAGGAAGAGACUGCCCGAGUCAAGGCGUGGUCAAUUGCCCUGGAUGCCCAGCUCGCCGGCGGUGAUGUUGAGAUCAAUAAGAGCCGUCUCACACUCACCCUCAUUGCCUCGGGUACCCUCCCAGACACACCUCUCCGGCUCAUGCUUAAAGCAUUGCACAUCCGGGUUCUGCUCUGGCGGCUCAACGGCGCGACAUGGGCUGCUAACCUAAUUGCUGCCAAGCUGGCGAGGAUGAAGUGGAACGAAGCAAGACAGCUCAAUCGCAUCCUCAACUCCCUCCCUGAAGGCGAGUCAUCCCUUGACAAUGCUCUUCCGGAGCACCUCGCUGCCUUGCUCGAAGAGGACUGUGAUGAGGUUCUCAGCGACGUCAUCAUCCAACGCGCGCACAACCUCGCGUGGAACCAGGAAACAACUCAUAACCUCGUCGACAAGAUCGACGGCAUGGACACCGUCGUCGAAGACCCCGCCGUGCGCUCGCCCAUGGACGCUGUUGCGUCCUGGUACUCCAAUGCCACCCUCCACCGUGUUCUCUUUAGCAGCCUCCAGCCGCACCCCGAGGACCCUGCCGCCCCCGGCCUGGCAGAUGGCAUCGCGCUGGCCGUCCGAGUUGCGCCCAUCGGCUCCAACGCCCAAGUCCGCGCCCUUAUCGCCCGCGCCGUCCUGGCCGAUGGCAAGCGCGGCGCCCACAUCGUCUCGGCCCUGCAGGCCCUCGGCCCGUCCGCGAACCCGGACAAGCACCCGGACUACAGGAGCGGCGUCCCGCCCCUCAUCGACUCCCCCAUGACUUCCAUCGUGCCGGACCCCGACGCGCAGAUGGCUCUGCGCUGCGCCAUGGGCAUCGCCCAGCUGCAAAAGUUCGAAGAUCCCCCCGCCGCCGCCUACCUAACCAUCGACUCGGUGCUACCUGCCGCCGCCGCCGUCGCCGACCUGUCACUCCUCGGGUUUACCGCCGCGUUCCACCUCAUGGACAGGCUUAACCACCACGCCGUCGCGCGCGAAGCGUGUGCGCACUCGCUGGAGCGCCUCGCUGGGAACCUGCGCAUCUGGAUGGGCUGCGAUAGCGCCGCGGGCCAGAAGGCUGGUGUCGAUGCCGCGCUGAGGGCGGAUAUGAUUGGGCGGUGCUUGGCUGUGACUAAGAGUGUGGUUGGCAUGGAGGCCGAUCCGGGGUAUGGAAGUAUGGAUGAGGAGUGUGUGGCGGAUGCGGAGGGUGGUGGGUGUUGA
This is a messenger RNA of Chaetomium globosum CBS 148.51, 2943 nucleotides long. RefSeq lists its product as uncharacterized. Bases 1 to 2943 code for a protein of 980 amino acids. Lineage: Eukaryota; Fungi; Ascomycota; Sordariomycetes; Sordariales; Chaetomiaceae. The record is from RefSeq and is a predicted model, not a curated record. Gene Ontology annotation, molecular function: protein dimerization activity. Gene Ontology annotation, biological process: positive regulation of transcription by RNA polymerase II; SREBP signaling pathway. The transcript has 4 exons.